UUACAGAGUCUCGGGUGACAUCUCAGUGUAUAAAACCAUCUGUAGAGAAGCUUCAGCAUCACUGCACCUAUCGGUUUCUCUCUAAUCACUUUAAAUAGCUCUGAACUGGUUAAAAGACGCAUUUAAGCUUUUUGUGUCUCUGUUUUCAGAAAGUGGGAAAGUGCUUGCCAGAUUGAAGCAGAUGGAUGCAAUUUUGAACUGCAGGCUGGAGGACAUGGAAGAUUUUUACAGCUUGCUAGGCUGUGAUGAAUUGUCUACAGUUGAACAAAUUCUUUCAGAAUUUAAGGUUCGAGCCCUCGAAUGUCAUCCUGACAAGCAUCCUGGAAACCCUCAAGCUGUGGAGAAUUUUCAGAAGCUACAGCAUGCUAAAGAAAUCCUCACCAAUGAAGAGAGCCGAUCUCGCUAUGAUUACUGGCGGAGAAGCAAGAUUACCAUCCCGUUCCAGCAGUGGGAGGCUCUGAGCAACUCAGUCAAAACUUCAAUGCACUGGGCUGUCAGAGGCAAAAAAGAGCCAAUGCUGGAAGCUCCCGAUUUAAAUCUUAAUGAUAAGAUGGCUGACAAUUUCCCCCAGAAAUCUGAAAACAACAAUCAUGAACUGUUGGAUGACCAAAAGGGGCUAGAAGACUUUGACCCCACUACUGGGAAGCUGCUGUCACCAAAGAGCCCUGAUUCCCCAGGAUUUUCUGAUCCAAACUGUUGGCAUUUGCGCUUUCGUUGGUCUGGUGACACCCCAUCUGAACUCUUGCGGAAGUUUAGAAACUAUGAAAUAUGAAGCAGAAGACCAAAUACCAUGCAGAAGACCAAAUAUAUGUUGAACACCGUGUUCACCAUUUCAGUAUUUUGCAUAUGUUCAUAAAGGAGUGUCUUUGAAUAUUAUUUAACUAGGUAGUUUUGUACUAUUGAUGCCACAAUUUCCCAUGCAAAAUACCAUGUAUAGUUUGCUUGGGUUUUUGUUUCUUUUAAUGUUGGCAGGUACUUUCCUUUUAUUCACUAUUAGCAUAAGUAAUAUGUGAAUAUAGUUAACCGCUUUUUCCAACAUUCAUACUUAAUGUAUAUGUAAGCUGUUUCCUAUCAUUAUUGAACAGUUGGGAGAAGCACAUGUUACUCAACGUCCUUGAUCCCUUAUAUCUUUCUGCCCUUAUUUCCUGCUAUAUUCCUUCAAACAGCCUUUAGCCCUUUAACUCUACCACACUCAGCCAACCAAAGGUAUCCUGUAUUCUUCCUAUUUUCUCUUGCCACCAGCCACUGAUACCCGGUUCCCUCUCUCUCCCAAUUAACUUUCUCAUGCUACCACUCGGUAUCAUUUCAAAACCCACCUUUCCUGGGAUAUAACCCUUUGAGUCUUUAUCCCCCACAUAAAAACAGCAUCUACUCAUAUUUAGUUCUUGUUGUCCUAUUGUCUGAGGGACAAACUACAUGUUAAUUUGGAUAACCUAACAUAGAAUAAUAGAAUUGUAGAGUUGCAAGGGAGCUCAAGGGUCAUCUAGUCCAACCCACUGCAAUGCAGGAAUCUUUAUGCCUGGUGUGGCCAUAAAUCUUCAUGCUCGAACCCACAAUCCUGAGAUUAAGAGUCUCAUACUCUAUCGACAGAGCUAUCUUUAAAUUUUUCUUUUUAUAAAAGUAGUUUCAGGACCCCGCCCCCCAUGUUUGCUAUGGUGCAUCGGGAAGGGUUCUAAUAUUUUCUUGCUUGCUUGCUUGCGCGCUCUCUCACUCACUCACUCACACACACAACACACACACACACACACACACACACACACUAUGUUGAGAUCUUCAAUGUAACACAUAUUUUCCUUUCCCUCAUUUGCUUCCUCGUUGCCAAAAUUUAGAACGGAAGUUUGUUGUGGCUGUUACCUGCCUUUUUCUUCCUUCCUUCCUGUUUUGCUUGUAAUACUCUGUAAACAUCAUGUACAGUACAUUGAUGGCACUACAGUAUAUAAAUAAAUAAUAAUAUUAUAAUAACAUAAUUGUAACUCAUAGUUAACAGUUGAAGACUGAUCUGUCUUAUAUGCAGCUAUAUGUUAUUUCUCAGAUGUUUUGUUCUUGCUCUUCCGUGGACUCAAAUGUAGUAUAGCAGGCAUCCCCGACUCGGACCUCCAGAUGUUUUGGGACUACAACUCCCUAGCUAACAGGACCAGUUGUCAGGGAUGAUGGGAACUGUAGUCCCAAAACAUCUGGUGGGCUGAGUUUGGGGGUGCCUGUAGUAAAGUAUUCUGUGCUCACCUUCCUCUCUACAAUGUUCACUGAAAUCGUUCAACCGGCAGUGCAGGCAGCUUGUCAGUUUGUGUCCGUUAGAUGAUAAGAACUAUACUUUCCUGUUUGACUUCUCCUCUCAUGCACCUUGAGAAAGUAGUAUGAGAACCUUGGCAUCCAGAAUGGCAGGAUCCUGGUUCCUUUUCUCAGACAAAGAUGGUGUUGGCUCUUGUUAAGGUGGCUUGAGCCAUGUUUAGCAUGGUUGCCACUAGUUUCAGUAUCUUUGGCACACUGCACCACUGCUGCGUUAAUACUUUCGGUGGCACUAUCCUUCGGCUAAGAUACUGAAGGGAUAUUAACUUUCUGCUAAUAACGGUGUAAAUAAAUAUUACAGGUGGGCACCCUUCCUUGCACCAGAAGCUCUGCUUUGGGAAUUUCUACCAGACACAACAUCAACAUGUUAAGCACUUAUUUGAAGCUGUAAGCACCAGACCCUUGCUUUAAAAAGAAAGACCUGUGCCUGGUACCAAUCUUUUGGGAUGCAGAAAGCAAAGCUAUUUGUAUAUGUGAGUUUAGCAUGGCACCGGCCCAUUGUCAGUCAUUUAAAAUUUCAGCUUGAAAUGGUUUUGUGUGCCUGAACCAUAGCCUAUUGUAUAUUAUUAAAACUGUAUUGACAUCUUGCAUCGAACACAAAAGGUGAUGUGUAGUCUGAUCUGUUUCUUUUCUUGUAUGUUCUGUUGCCUUUAUAUUAAUAAAUUAUUUUGAAGUUGAGUAUAAAA
Messenger RNA from Podarcis muralis (Common wall lizard), 2972 nucleotides. It is a transcript of the gene DNAJC12, whose product is annotated as DnaJ heat shock protein family (Hsp40) member C12. The record is from RefSeq and is a predicted model, not a curated record. NCBI's taxonomy places the organism in Eukaryota, Metazoa, Chordata, Lepidosauria, Squamata, Lacertidae. Gene Ontology annotation, cellular component: cytoplasm.